GCAGUUGCUCAUGCAGGGUUUGAGUUGCAAACAGCGCAGCGGGGUAAGGCACCUGGGAUUGCUUUGCUGAGUCUCCCCUAGCCACUGGAUCUUACACUCUUUUUAAGUACAUACCUCCCCAGCUCAAAUCCACUGCCAGACCAUGUACUCUCUCUGACGGAUGUGCAAUUGCUAAGCUAACGCUGCAUAUCAGAAGACUCUCCUUGGCGAAGUCAAGGGGCGUUGGAAACGCCGACCUUGCGCGCUCUUUUUUUUCCCGUGUGUGUGUUCCUCUAGAACGUUCAAAACUGUUUCUCCAAAGGGUUUUGCAGAAACUCAGACUGUUUUCUAAAGCAGAAGCCCCUCCGUGCACAGCAGUAGUGAUGGGCAGUGUGCGAACCAACCGCUACAGCAUCGUUUCCUCAGAAGAGGAUGGCAUGAAGCUGGCCACCAUGGCAGUGGCCAAUGGCUUCGGGAAUGGGAAGAGCAAAGUACACACGAGGCAGCAGUGUAGGAGCCGCUUUGUCAAGAAAGACGGCCACUGCAAUGUCCAAUUCAUUAAUGUGGGUGAGAAAGGACAACGUUACCUGGCAGACAUCUUUACCACCUGCGUGGAUAUUCGCUGGAGGUGGAUGCUAGUUAUCUUCUGUCUGGCUUUCAUCCUUUCAUGGCUUUUUUUUGGCUGCGUGUUUUGGCUGAUUGCUCUGUUGCACGGGGAUCUGGAGGAGCAAGCAAACUACAAAACUUGCAUCUCCAAUGUGAGCAGCUUCACGGCCGCCUUCCUCUUCUCCAUCGAAACCCAGACGACAAUCGGGUACGGCUUUAGGUGUGUGACGGACGAGUGCCCCAUUGCAGUCUUCAUGGUAGUUUUCCAAUCCAUCGUAGGCUGCAUCAUCGAUGCGUUCAUCAUCGGGGCGGUCAUGGCCAAGAUGGCCAAGCCAAAAAAGCGAAACGAAACUCUUGUCUUCAGCCACAAUGCUGUGGUGGGCCUGCGGGAUGGGAAGCUGUGCUUAAUGUGGCGUGUUGGAAACCUACGGAAAAGCCACCUGGUGGAGGCACAUGUGAGAGCCCAGCUGCUUAAAUCCAGGGUGACCUCCGAAGGAGAAUACAUCCCGUUGGACCAAAUAGACAUCAAUGUUGGGUUUGAUAGUGGGAUAGACCGCAUUUUCCUGGUCUCCCCAAUUACAAUAGUCCAUGAAAUAGAUGAACAAAGUCCCUUGUAUGACUACAGUAAGCAAGACAUGGACAAUGCAGACUUUGAAAUUGUGGUAAUAUUAGAGGGCAUGGUGGAAGCGACUGCCAUGACUACCCAGUGCCGUAGUUCAUAUCUAGCAAACGAAAUCCUCUGGGGCCACCGGUAUGAGCCUGUGCUCUUCGAAGAGAAAAAUUACUACAAAGUGGACUACUCUCGGUUCCACAAAACGUACGAAGUGCCCAACACACCCCUUUGCAGUGCCAGAGACUUAGCAGAAAAGAAAUACAUUCUCUCUAAUGCAAAUUCCUUUUGCUACGAGAAUGAAGUGGCUCUCAGCAGCAAAGAGGAGGAUGAGAGCGACAACGGGCUCCCAGAAAGCUUGAGCACGGACACCCACCCAGACAUGGACCCUCAUAGCCAAGUUGGGUUGCCACUAGAACCUCGGCCAUUAAGGCGGGAAUCUGAAAUAUGACUGACUGACUUUUUCUCUGCUAUCUUUUGGUUUAAAAGAAAAAUCUGUCAGUCAAAGGCUCGGUGAGCUGAGAGUUGGCCCGAAGCAACGAUGGUACUGUUGAAGAACAGCGUGAAGACACGUGGUCUUGAGGGACCCUGCGCCGGUUUUAGGGCUGUCUUUAGAGGAGAGACGGCUGAAAAUGACCUCUACACACGAAGCACUAAACAAUGUCAAAGCAUGACCAGAAGGCACAUAUAUAUUGUAGAAUAAAUUAUGUAUAUAUUUUUUUACAAAACUUGAACUUGCAGGCAAGCUUUGGUUGGGUUAUUUGUUGUUCAACUUUUUCCAGAAUGCUUCUCUCUAGGGAACAAGAAUGUUUUUAAUGGCAUAACAAAGGCAAGAAUCUGCCUUAUUAUUAUUAUUAUUAUUAUUUUAUUAUUAUUAUUUUAAGAAAGCUGCUGCUAACUCCAUGGACACAAAUUGUAAUUUUUUUGUGGCCGUGUAGUUUUUUUUUCUUUUUCUUUUGUUUGUAAUUAAAAAAAAAAAAAAAAGACGCCAGCAUUGAACUUUGUGGGCUGAAACGCUCACAGUCACACUUCAAAGAGGCCAAUGCUGCCGUGUAUCUGAACUUUUUUCGAGGCCAGUAGUUUGAUAGCUAGAAUCAAUUUCUCUCUCUUUCCAGUUACAUAAGGGGCAUUAUGUAACAUAAAACCAAUUGGUAGCCUCCAGCAAUUUUUUUUGGAAGGGGAGGAGGGAUAGAGUUUAAUUAUCUCAAAAUUAAGUUAAAACUACCUAAAUGGAUACCAAAGAAAAUGCACAGUUUUGCACAGUGGAGUUUAUUUAAAUGAAACAGGCUGCUUUAAACCAACAAAUUUUGAACCUCAGAUUUUUUUUUGAAAGGGCCUCAUUUUGCACCUUAUUCAGAAAAUUAGAGUGUAAUACUCAUAUCUAAGUAAGCAAGACGUUUUUCCCCCUCUGUGGGAAAAUGAGCUCUCUCUUUUUUAUUCUUUUUAUAAGAAGGAAAAGAGAGGCGGGAGAGGUGGAGGAGCAAACAUCUGUUCUUUCCUGUUAGGAAAACGCCAACAGGGCUACAGCAGAAGGUCAAGUGUUAUUCUAAAACACAUUCCAAAACUGCUUCUAGAACGUAGAGCCCUCUUCCAGCUGACCCAGCGUUCUGAGAACUGAGCCAUCAAACACGCUGCCGGCUGUUAUUACGUUUCCAGUUCAACUAGGCUAGGGACAUGCAAAGCUGCUGAUCUGCGCUGGAGGCUAACUCUACUGGAGCAGGCAUUUAGGCUUAGGUGAGCCGAGCAACAUGCAAAUCUCUGGGGAGGAGGCGAGAGGAAAAAAGGGAGAGGCCGGGAGGAAAGUUCUAACAGGGCAAUCUGAAAUUGCACCGGGAUUCGAAUGUUUGGGGGAAACGUUUCCCUUUGGCAGGCCACGGGUGUCAGAGCCGGUGUGCUCUGGAUCAUUGGGAAAAAGGAUGAUUUGAAGCGAAUACUGUAAAAGAGUUCCCUUUCCCACUUCCUUUUUAUCUGUAAACAUCGACUGGGCUGUCCGAGGUUGAGAUCUGUCACUACAUCUUGGGACCUUAUGACAUGCCAUGGCUCUAAUAGUAUUUUGGUUCCCUUUGUCAUGAAUGCUUUACUGUUUUCUGUGCCUCUACGAUCAAGCAUAUAAGCUGCACACGAAGGUUCCUCACCUGUUAAUCUUCCUCAAGGAAUAGAGAGUGGUGUUUGGGGACGAUAGAUUCUAGUCAACUCUUUUACAGUAUUGGAUCACUGUAUGCCAUUAAAAAACAGCUUGUUCUAUGUCUAAUGUCUUCUGCAAAUGGACAUCUGUGAAGGCCUGUGGCCCCUUACAGCCCUGCCUGAAGGAAAUGCCUGCAAUGAUAUGGUGGUUCCUGAGAAAAUGGUAUUUACAGUAACCUGAGGAGGUGGGUUCUAAAACUGUGGAAAUUUUACAUUGUAAAGGUAGCUCUGGAUAUUAAAAAGGGCAGAUGGUAUUUAAAUACAAAUACUAAAACUAUUUAUGGGUGGGUGGGGGGAAAGGGUGUUAAACCCACAUAGCAACUUGAACAGAAUGCUACUUGUGCUGCUAUUGUGAUAUUCUUGUAAAGGAAAACAACUAAACCAAAGAGUAUUCCGUGAAAUGUAAAACAAAUGAAGAUGCAAUCAGAGAGGGAGGACAUGGGGGAAGGAGGUGGCAAAAAGAGAAUCCUUUCCCCAAUUAGUUUACUCCAAAAUACACAGUGCCCCGCUUAGAAGACUUCAAACAUCAGAGCCAGGGACAGGAGAUAAGGGGAAAAAAUAAAAAAGCUUCUGAUGAUUUCUUUAAGAAAAAAGGAAACAAAACAGAAAAAAAAUCUGAAGUUUCUGGUGCACAGUUUUUUCCAAGUCACACAUUUUUCAGAAAUGUUUUUAAAAUGUACAUUUUAUAAAGUUGAUCAAGUAUUUUCGUAUUCAAAGCCAAAUGUAAAUAGAAGUCUGUAAAGGAGAAGAAGAAAACCAGAAAAAUUAAAUAAAUCCAUAGAAACUAUAAAUUCAGUUCAGCAAUUUCUGCUAGCGAGUACCUAGAUGCUACCGGUUAGCAUGGUUUUAGCAAGUACUUACAAGCCUUAUAGGGUCCCUAAUGCUAUGAACUUCUGUUAUUUAUUUAAGCAUGGACUUUUAAUUUGAAACUUUUUCCCCCUAGUUACUGGCAUUUUUAAAAGUUACAAGCUUUCAGAUUGCGAGUCUUGUUGAGAGUGGAUACUUAGGUCAUUCAUUGCACUCUCUGCUGGAUUUAUUUCAUUUUUAAAUAACCCUUUGUCUCUACCGACUGAAUCUAGCAUUGCAGAUUUGCACUCGGCCUUUGGCUGAUGGAAGCUGCUACGAAAGAGACCUGACCUGCAAUGUGUAUCUCAUGGUACCUGCUCCAACCCUGGUUCAUCUCUCAAAAGGCUUAAAUAUAUUUCUGAACAUGCCUUGAUAAGCCCAGUCCUGGUUGCACGGUUGUAGGGUUGGUUAAUUAUUAUUAUUUUUUCUUCUUUAAGGCAUGCAUAGUGACUGACACUAUUCAUACUUACUGGGCCAAAUUCAUGUCUCACGGGCUAUCCAAAUGCUUGGUGAAGCAGAUGGAAGUCUUUCUGUUGGCUAAGGUUUUGGAUCAGGCCCUGAAGCUAUGGCAUGACCCCAAAGAUGAAGUUGGUUCGGUGUCUUUAAUGUCUACCACAGGCGGUUUAUGUAUUUUGCUUCAGGAGUUGGGGGGGAAAUGAGUGAUUUCUGCCCUUCCCUGAAAAUACUUGAAUAAAGACUUAAUGUCUGAAACAUAAUACCGCCUACAAGGACAAAAGGCAUUUGUGAGACAGCUUGGGCUGCGUUGUUAUUUCCCUCUGCUGUCUCUUAGGUGCAACUUGGUGUUUGGCUAAGUCGCAAAGGUGGACAGCACAACAUUUUCGUUGUGUUUAAGGCUACAUUCUCUCACUCAUGGUCAAUAUCUGCGGUGUUAGCUUAGCACUUGUUCUCUCUUGGCAAAGACAAAGGGUUUGUACGUUUUAUUUGGUCUCUUAGGUCCUUUUUUGUUUCCAUAUUGGAUGACAAGGUAAAACCGAGAAGUACUGUAUUGUCGUUAAACUACGGCUGCUCUUGACCGUUUCAAGGCAGAAGGGGGUUGCAGAGCUGCCAUCCCACCGCCAAGUAAGAAUUUCAUUUUACAAUGACAUUGGGUCUGCAGCUAUUGUAAGGUGAACAAUCGAGACAUUUGGCAAUUGUCCAUUUACUAUUUUCCUGUUUGCAGCCUUUUUGUAUCAACGUCUUCCUAAUGUACUGCACAAAUCAUGGAUUGUACAGAUUUUUAUAUAUUAUGUCUUAUUUUAUUAUUUCUAAAUAAUAAUAAUAAUAAAAAAA
Pelodiscus sinensis (Chinese soft-shelled turtle) is the source of this 5515-nucleotide messenger RNA. It is a transcript of the gene KCNJ2, whose product is annotated as potassium inwardly rectifying channel subfamily J member 2. Gene Ontology annotation, biological process: potassium ion import across plasma membrane; regulation of monoatomic ion transmembrane transport. The record is from RefSeq and is a predicted model, not a curated record. Gene Ontology annotation, molecular function: inward rectifier potassium channel activity. Gene Ontology annotation, cellular component: plasma membrane. NCBI's taxonomy places the organism in Eukaryota, Metazoa, Chordata, Testudines, Trionychidae.